GCGCGUGCGCGGGGACACCCAGCUCGCUACUUCCGGGUCGCGCGCCACACGUGGUUUUCCCGCACGUGGCUGCUUUUCCAUUGCCAGAGCGAGCCGCAAGCGAGCCGCAAAGGAGCAGCUUCGCCUAUCCGCCUCUCGCUGUGCAACAAACAGCAACAGGCGCCGUGUAAAGACUCGCAAACCUAAAACUACUCUCCCCCCACCACCACCUCCCGCAUCACUCGAGCCGCGCGGCCACCAUGGCCAAGGGGAAGCGCGAGAAAGCGACGGACGUCGGCGAGGUGACGAGGAAGAAGAAGAAGAGGACGCUUGACCCCGACGCCGAACGGAAAGCCGAGGAGAAGCGAGCGAGGAGGAAGACGAGGGGGAAGGAGCUUCCCGCCGAGGAUUGUGCUGAGGCUGUGAAAGAUAAAGGCAAGAAGACCGAUGAGGAGGAGGAGGAGGGUGAGAUGUCCGCACAGGAAGAAAGGAUGCUGGAGAGGAAAGUGAAGAAGUUGCUGAAGAAAGCCGAGAAGGAGAAAACCAAGCGAGUGACUGCCACUGCGGUCGAGAGUGGAGAAGAAGCGGUCACUCCCUCUGCAGCAGAGCUCUCCUUGGAAUAUCUUACAAGUUGGGCCACGGAUAAAAAUCAGUGGAAGUUUCAAAAGCUGCGGCAAACUUGGCUUCUCCAACACAUGUACGACGCUGAAAAGGUGCCGGACAGCUAUUUCAAAAUCCUGCUGAAGUAUUUGGCCGGCCUGAAGGGCCAAGCCAAGGACACAACUAUUGAGAAGGCAGAGUCCAUCAUGAGGAAAAGUGAGAAGGAGGAUGUGGAGGAGGAGGAAGCGGAUAAGGCAGAGGAGAAGGCAGAGGAGGAGAAAGGCAAUCCUGUUGAUGAGAAAAAGAAGAAACGUGUACGUCGGGUUCUGAAGAAGCUCUCGUGAUUUCCUCGUCGUCGCUCUUCACAAGAUGAAAAUGAAACGUGUUUCAAAUUGCACAUGCAGCGUUGAGAAUGAACACGUGUGCGGUAUUGAUAUAUAUAUUUUUAAUACGGAGCAAUCAUUACUUGUCGGCGCCAUAAUGCUGUAUUUAUUAUAAUACACACGGGAAUGCAAAAGUGAGGGGAUGUUGCUAUUGUUUAGAAUUUUUUCUUUUCUUUUUACAAUAAAUGCAUUUUCCUUGAAUGUUU
This is a messenger RNA of Lethenteron reissneri (Far Eastern brook lamprey), 1168 nucleotides long. It is a transcript of the gene CHLSN, whose product is annotated as chromosome 26 C7orf50 homolog. The record is from RefSeq and is a predicted model, not a curated record. NCBI's taxonomy places the organism in Eukaryota, Metazoa, Chordata, Hyperoartia, Petromyzontiformes, Petromyzontidae.